Molecule: messenger RNA, 7988 nt
Organism: Paramecium octaurelia
Lineage: Eukaryota; Ciliophora; Oligohymenophorea; Peniculida; Parameciidae
Source: the annotation of a GenBank genome assembly
AUGGGCUUCUAACCAGAUUAUAUGCAAAUGAAUCUGAGAGGAGGAGGUGCAUUCUGUAGUUAAUUCAUAAAAAAGGAAAGAAGGAUGAUGGACUAGGUUAAAAACAAUAUCAUCAUGACUAUAAAGGAAAAUACUAAAUAAUUAAUGCAAUUAUCAUAAAAAUUUUAAGAGGCUCCUUAAUUUCAGGAAUAAGCAAUAUAAGUUAUGAACAUAUUACUCAGUGAGAACAAAAAAUUGUAACAAUCAUAUAUUAGAACAACUAUGUGCUAUUUAAUUACAAUAGAUAAUGAGAAUGAUAUUUAUGACAUCCUAUUGGAUGGUCUCAUAUCAUUAGAAGCCUUUAUUAAACAUUAAACUAUUAAGGCUCAUUAAGUGAUUUAUUUCUGUCUUGAUAUAUUCUACAUCGUAUAUUAAUUUCAAGUAAGACUAAAAGGUUCCUUUUUGCCUCAUUAACAUCGUAAUUAAUAUGCGACUGCUAUUGAAAACUUGUAAAAUGCAGCAAUAGCACAAAAUCUUUUCAUUUAUGAAAUAUCAAUUAUUGAAAUAGCAUAUGAGUAUUGCCAAAAGGAUCAAUACUCUCCUUUAAAAUUUCGGAAGGAUUUAUUCAAUAAUCCAAAAACGUUUGAUGUGCACACAUUGUUUCAGGAAAAUCAACAAUUAUUAAAUUAUAAAUUUGAUUCAAAUUAGAAUGUGAAAGAGAUCAACCAUUUUGAACUGUAUUGCUUUUAUUAAAGCAUAAAAUGGGCUGUAAUCUUGUAGGUUCAGAUUCCGAAUCAACCAGCACUUCUAAUUCCGAUAAGGAUUCUUGAAUACACCUUUUCUUAGCAUUUAUUAAACGAAUACUCCUUGCUUCUGACCUAAUAUUGGAUCCAAAUAGUAUUCGAUCUAAUCGCUUAAGCACAAUAUGAACCUAUUCAUGGUAAUCAAAAUUCUAUGUUGGUUCAUAAUAAAUUUAAGGAAUUAUCAAAAUUUCUAAUUGAAUACUAUUUGAAAUUCUACGCAUAACUUAAAGUAAAGGAUAGUAACAUAGAAAACCUAAUAAUUAAUCCCUAUUAUGAAGUGAUAACAUUUUUAUCAAAGUAGGCUUAGUAUUUAAAAGUUGUGAUUGACAAAAUAAAUUUAAUAAUAAAGAAGUUUAAAAAUCAAUCAAAUUUAUAGCUGUUGACCAAGUUGAAAAACUAAUAUUUUAAGUUUGUUUACCUAACAAAUGAAAUCUACUAAACUGUUGUUUUGGAAACACAAAAACUUAAAUUAGUGAACAACAAUGAAUCCCAAGAUUUCGAUGAAAUUUCUAAAGAAUAUUUUAAGGAAAUUCCCAAGAUUAAUUAAAAGAUAUUUGGAUUGAUUAUUGGGAUAGAAUAAUCAAUUAAAAAUCCUGUCGGCCCCUAAAAGAUUGAGGUCUCUGAAGAAAUUUAGUUUCCAAAGAUUAUCUAUUCUUUGAUUGAUAGUCUCAGAAUAUAUAAAGAAGACUAAUACUAUCAGUACGCCAAGAUAUAAAGACAAAAAUAAUUGAUUAAUGGGGGCAAUCCACCUUAAGCCAAGGAGGUCAUUGAUAUAAAAGUUCCUAUCAAAUCAGCUAUAUUAAUGGCAACUUCUAGAUUUUCUGAUGGUUUCUCAAAUUAAAAGGAAAUUAGUUAAAUCAAUAAUGACACAAACCUUUCACUAAGAUCUGACUAAUUAAUUUCAUUAGAGGAUUUAAACAAAUUAUAAUUGAACUGUUUCAAAUGGGACGUGAUAUUGAAAAACAAAAGCAUGCACAAGGAGAACAAAAAACAAAUUUUACCUUAAUAUCGGAAAGGAAUGGAGAAGUUAGAUCUUCCUGAGGCUGCAAAGUGGAAUAUAUUGAAGGAGAAUCUAAAUGACUAAGAAUAAGAAAUAAAAAAGGAUAUCAAAGAAAUUAACCUUAAUAUUUAAUCCUUAAUAACUUUUAAAGAAAAUGUGAGUAGUUAUAUAUAUGACGUUAUCCAUGAACCCGAUGAAGAAAAAAAAAAAAUCAUACUUAAUAAAGCUUUUUAGGAUCUUACAAAAUUAAUUAAAGAUUUAAAAUUGGAUCGAUUAAAUGGAGAUUUCUAAAUGAAAAAUGAGAGAAAAAUUCCAGAUAUCAAUCAUUAGAUAACAUUUGAUGAAUUAAAUAAAUUAGAAUUAAAUUAUUUUACAUUACCAAAAGUUAAGAACUAGAAAUUGGAUUAUAAUGACCUCAACCUUAUCAAUAGGAAAUCGAGCUAUAUAUCUAAAAUCCAGUACAUAUUGAAUAAAAGUUUUAUUGGAGAUGUGCAAAUGAUUCUUAAAAAUGAAAUCGCACGUGAAUAUAUCCCAAAAAAGUUUUUGAUCAGUUAAAUUUUUGAAAAAGAUUCUAAUUCUAGAUUAUUAUAUCGCCAUACUCAGCCUGAAUGGAAGAAAGCAAUUUAAGAGUUGACUCAAAAUAAUUUAGUUAGCGUAAUGAAAGAGUUGCUUAGGGAUAUGCAAGAAUUAUAGGCUGAAGUAAGUAACUUAGAUGAGGAAGUCUAAAAUCACAUGAUUGAUCUUAACUCAUUGAUAAAUAAUUUUAAAAGUACAAAUUAAUUGAUAAUUUCAUUGGGCCGAAAUGAAGAUGAAAUAAAGAACCUGAUUCAAGAAAUAUCUCAAUUCACCAAAAAAAUGGAGUAAGAACGAAGACAACAAAGAAAAAAAAAAAUCAAAAAACCUGAAGUGUUAAACAUUGAACCUGCUAAAGGUUAUUAAGAGUGCAUCGAAAAUUAUAAAGUAGUACAAUUGAAGAGAAAGUUGUAACUUGAUACCUGUAAUUGUUAAAUCAAUCCAAUAUAUGUUGAAUAAAGAUUCAAAAUUAAAAAGUAUAAUGAAGAAGAGAAAAUAUCUUAAGAGUUAAUUUAUGUAAAUUCCUUAUAAUAAUUUUAAUUCGAAUGUUAUUGUGAGGUCAAUGAGUUUCUUUAGAAUGAUAAAGGAUGGUGCGAAGUGUUAUUACUUUUUGGUUCUUAGGGAUCCGGUAAAAGUCGAGAGUUAAGAAUUAUAUAGAAUAAAUUAUGGGGACAAUACUAAUCAUUGGGCUGGUUUCCUAUUUUAAUAUCUUUAUCUUCAGUUACAUAAAAUAAUAAAUUAUUUCUUGGGAAAUUAAUGUAGAUUUUUUUAAAUGAUUAACAUUAUAAUGAUUUUAUAAAGGCAGUCAACUCCAAAUAAAUAAAGGUCUUAUUUUUACUAGAUAAUAUAGAUGAAGUAAAAAUAGACAUUGUAAAAUAGAAUUUAAUUAAACUCAAUUUUCAACAUAUAGGUAUUGACAACAAAUUGAUUGGAAAAACAGUGAAAUUCAUAGCUUCAGCAAGAUCUGAGCUUAAAGACUUAUAAAAUUAUUAGUCAUAUUUGUCGUAUAAUCAUAAUAACAUAAAUUUGAUGACUGAGAUCGAAUUGUUGCCAUUUAACGAUGAUUAAAGAAAACAAUAUUUUUAAUUGUAUCACUAAAUAAGCAUCAAAAAAAUAAUAUUUAAUCAUUUUAUAAAACAUAGUAAUAACAAAGAUCAAUUUGAAAAAAUCUGGGAAACCCUUGAGAUAGACAUUCAGAAAUUUAUUAAUUAACAAGAGCAUGAACCCAAAUAUCUUAUGGAUCCAAAUGAAAAUUAUUUGGAUUUAUAAUAAGCAAUUGUAAAGAGUGGACUGAUAGAAAAUACAUAACAGAACUAUUUUUAACAGAUAGUUCAAGACAUAUCUAGACUUAGAAGUACAAUUAAUUAUUUGGAAAUUAUAAAGAAUCAUCGAUUUGAAAAUCUCACUUAAACACCAUUAUAGUUAGAAUUUUUUGUUUUACAAUUUUCCACAUUGCGAACAGCAUUCAAAGAUAUAUAUUUUAAAGAAUAACUAAAAAAAUCCUAUUCUAGGUUGAAGCAGAAAUAUUCAAAUUCCUCCACAUAACUUCAAAUCAAUCGAUAUUCAGCAUCGCUUAAUGUUCCAUCUUUAAUGUAAAUAUAAAUAGAUCCUGAAGCUGAAAGUGUUGAGAAUACGUUAUAAGUAUUGGAAUAAUAAAAUUUUUUUUAAAAAUAUCAAUAUUUCAAUUUACUAAGAGGCGAUGUUAGAGGAAUUCAAAUGGAUACAGAUGUAUUCGCUAUCAAAAAUGAUUCAAAUAUAGUGAUUGAUGCAUUGAGGGCUAAUAAUUUGACAAUGUAUUAAAUAAUUACAACCUUUGUGGAUGAAUUAAACACAAAGUAUGCUAAAUAACUUAUAGAUGAGAUAGAACCAUAUGAAUUUCAUUACGUAUUCGAGGAGAUUAGCACUAAUUGUAAAAAUUUGGCUUUCUAAAUGACAACAAAAAACAGUCUAGUAACAGAAUUGUAGAUUAUAAGAGAGGAUGAUGAAGCUGAGGAACAAUAAUCUGAGUGUGAACAACUGCAGUAUAACCCUUAUUUAAUAAUAAGAUAGGGAAAUGUUUGUAGCUUUAAGAAUAAGAUUAUACAAGAAUAUUACUUUGCCCACUACUUAGAAAGGAUUUUAAUCAAAGAAAGGAUGAUAAACGAUAUAUCGAAUAGUGAAUUAAAUAAAGUUAAUUUGACAGAAAGUAAUUUUACAGGUGCCUUGAAUAUUUUGAGGGAGGACCUUCGAAAGACUGAGAAAAUCAAGGAAAAAUUAAUUAAAAUCAUAAAAAUGUCAUAAGAUUCUCAAUAUACGCGUGUUUCAUCUAAUUGCAUGUAUUUGAUAUCAUUCCUGAAUUUCAAUCUUGGGGGAGAGGAUCUUUAGAAUAUUCAUAUAUCAGAUACAAGUAUUUCUGGGAUCAGUUUUUUUAAUUGCAAUUUAAGUGGAUCUGUAUUUAAAAAUGUGAUUAUCAAUAGAUGUAACUUUGACUUUGCUAAAUUGAAUAAUGUUAAGUGGUCUAAGAUCUAAAUUGCAGAAACAGCAAGCCUAUAACAAAAAGAGAAAGUAGAAUAAGUAGCUUUUACUCCUGAUGGAAACUACAUGAUUUCUUUGAGUGCUGUAGUGUUGAAAAAAUGGGAUUGUAGAACUUAUGAACUAAUUAGUCAAGUAAAUCAAGAUAAGGCAGAUCAUUUUCAAUCUUUGGCAAUAUCGAAUGACCAUUUUGCGUACAAUAAAUAAUAUGUAGCAACGUGUUCUUAAAAAGAGAUUGUUUUGAGAGAUUUAAACACUUUGGAUGACAUUCAAUAUAAAACUCAAAUAACUUUCCAACCUAUCAAUGCUUUGCAGUUUUCUCCUGAUGCAGAAAUAAUGGGUCUAAUUGACUCUAAUGGAGGAAUGAGAUGUUGGAAGUCCGACGGAUAAUCACUUUAAACUAAGUAGGUUGGGGUAGAAAAUAUUAUUAGGCAUUCCCCUUAACCUUUAUACUAAAUAAACAAGAUAGCAUUUAAUGAAAGUAAUAGUUACUUCUUGUUUAAAGGUAAUUCGAACUUGAUAUUAUUUGAAUUAUAAAGUUUAAGAGGUGAUCCAGUAUAAUCAAUUGAAGCAGAUUUAUUUAAUGCUUCAUUGAAUGGGAAAACCUUUGCAAUUGCUAAUAAGGAAGAUGUUAUUUUUUAUAACUGGUAAUGUCAGAAUUUAAUUGAAACAUAUAGGAUUAAUUUCAGAGUUUAAAUUUUGUAGUUCAUAACUUUCAACUCAAAAUUGCAAAUUGGCAUAUAACUUAAGGAGGAUUUAGUGCUAUGGAAUACUCAAGACAAUUGUAUUUAAAGAAUAUUUAAAGGCUAUCAGAAAACCCAAUGUUAUAAUAUUAAUCCUGAAAUGAAUGUCAUUGCCUAAUGGAAUGACAUUAACGAGAUCAUUAAAAUCUGGAAUAUGGAUGAUAUAAAGCCAAAUAAAUAUUAUUAAAUUUUUGAUAAUGAAGUAUUAAAAGCAGAAUUCUCAUAUAAUGGGCAGUUGAUCAUUUUAUAAUUGUAAUCCAAAAUAAUAUUUUGGGAUUGUCCAAAUGAUGAAUGCAUUAACAUUCUAAAUGAAUAAACUUAAUUCUGCUUUUCCAAAUAAGGUAAUUAUAUGGCUACAUAAUGGUCUCGUCAUGGCAUUAUAUUGUGGGACAGUACCAACAUUUACGACCUCAGACGCUUAUAAAUAAUUCAUGACAUCUAUUCAUUUAAGAAUAUUUUCUUUUCCACUAAACAAGAACUAUUAGCACUUAUAACAGACGACCGAGAACUAAUGAAGACUUGGAAAUUGGCAUCUAUUAUUAAGGGAAGCAAUAAUGAAAAUGAAUAAAUCGCCAUCAAUUCAGAGUUCGGUGACAUAGUCUGCGUAGCUAUCUCUGGAGAUGAUAGUUAAAUUGCUUAUGUUGGGAUUAGAGAACCAAAGAGUAUUCAGAUAUAUGACAAAGAAAAAGGAGUCAUAUUGAAAAAACUGACUCAUUAUCAAUAGAUUUUGUCAAUUGAGUAUUCUAGCAAUGGAUAAUUACUUGCAUCAAGAAGCUAAGAUGAAUCUAUUAGAGUUUGGUAUAUAAAAGAGUCAGGUUAAAAUUUUAUUCCUUUGAGGAUCAAAUAUAAUCCAAAUUUAUUAGAUAGUUAACAUAUCUGUACCUGGAUACCUAUUUUUGAAAAAAUCAUAGCAUCUAAUGAUGGAGAUCAAAUAAUCUUAUGGGAAAUGCUUUAUUCUAAUUAUACCACAUUAUUGGAGGAGAAGAUGAGAUUCGUAUAAUCGAAUGGCAAUCUAAAUGAGGAAUUUUAAACUUACUCCAAAACAUCACUUGUUGCUGAUGAUUGCAAAGGUUAGGAAUGCCUACAAGUUUCAUUUUCUCCAAAUGCAAAAUACAUAGCAGCAUCAUAUUUUCCACUAAACAACACAAGAUUUGAAGAAGCAGAAAGAAAUACCACAAUAAAUAUAACUCCAAGAAUAAUAAUUUGGAAGUUGGAGGAUAAAACUGUAGUCUAAUCAUUUGUACUUACAUUCUGGCAAAGAUUUAAUUUUUCUUCCGAUUCAUCAUCGAUUGUAUCUCUUGAGUAUGAUGAAGUAAAUAAAACUAAUAAGCUUAAAUUUGACCCAAUAAUUCGGAAUGCUGAUACUGUCUCAAAUUAUAUAGAGAUGGGAUUCAAUCAUCCUUUUAAUUAUGUGACAUUCUCUCCUAAAUUUUAAUAAUUUUUAGCUGUGAGGGAAGAAAAAGGAUUUAUCAAUCACAUAGUUCUAUUCACUAUUUUCGAUCAGUAGCUAAUCUUAUUAGAUUAUUUUCAGGUUCCUUAUGGACUGGCUGUCACUUUUAAAAACGAUGGUGAGUUCCUAGUAUACUCAGGUAGAGAUACUAUCUUAAUAAAGAAAAUAUAUAAUGUUGAAUAGCGGACUGAAGUCAGACGACUUAAAGCAGAAAAUCAUUGGUCACAAAUUAUAUCUAAGUCUAAUGAUAGCACUUUCUUUGCUUUUUGCGAUGAAAAACGAUAAUUUAUCUUGUCUACAUAUGAUAAAACGGUUCAAUAUGAAAAUGAAAUGCUAAAUUUUCAGAUUCUUUCAGUUUCAUUUGAUUUGAAAAAUCAUACGAUGGCAUGUGGAGGAGAAGAAUUAAAUAUUGAAUAAGGUGCUGAGAAAAAAGGAGUUGUUAAAAUAAUAGAUAUUCACAAUCUAGAAGCCCUUGAUGUGCUUCAAAACAUAAUUUAUGCAUACAAGGUUAUACAUGUCAUCUUAUCAGACGAUGGAACUUAUUUAUUAAUUUAAGAGUAGGAUUGUUAAAUUUAUUUGCUGAAAAAAUAAAAAGACAUUGAUCAAUAUUAGAUUGAGUUCAUGCUGGAUUAUGCGGUAGGUAUAUUAAAUGCUUCUUUCUCAUCAAAUUAAAAUGAUUUCAUCAUAUUAAUAAAAGGGGGAAAUGUCUUCUUUUAUAAUUUUAUUGAUUCAUCCUUAAGGUUAAAAAAUGAUAUUAAUAAAGUAUUAAUUCAAUUAUAUCUUUUAAGGAAUCAAAGACUCUAUAUAGGCUGAAAACAAUACCUAAAUACUACGCUAUAUAAGCAAGGAAGUGCGAAUUGGAAGAUGCCAAAAUUUCUACUGAAAAAAGUUCAUUAUUAUAAUUAUUUAAAUGCUACGGUGCCCAUUGA